Molecule: messenger RNA, 2096 nt
Organism: Rhea pennata
Lineage: Eukaryota; Metazoa; Chordata; Aves; Rheiformes; Rheidae
Gene: GPR160
Product: G protein-coupled receptor 160
Exons: 3
Coding region: 386-1468 (360 amino acids)
Cellular component (GO): signaling receptor complex; plasma membrane
Source: RefSeq, a predicted model, not a curated record
CGCACCUGCGCGGGGCCGCCCCGCCGCCCGCGCUCUCCGCCGAUCCCGUGCGCCGCUAAAGCCUGGUUUUCGUGCGGUUCCGCUUUUUUUUUUUUGCUUUUUUUUUUUCCUUCCUUUCUUCACUGGCGGCACUGAGCGCGAGGAGUUUUAUUCGGAAAAAGCGGGAAAGCAACGCGUUUUCUUACUCUCUGGACGUCUAAACUGAGUUUUACCCUAUAGUGAACUUCUCGGGCCUUUCUGAAAGCAGGAAUUGGAAUUGCUGGUGCCGCUUGACUGCCAGCGCGAUGGUUUGAAGUGGUGAAAACGUACCCGGCGGUGAAAACCCAGGUUUCCUCCAGUCUGAAAUGCACAAAUGCAGCAGCGUAUGUAGGAAGACAAGAUACACAUGGAAGAUUAUGAAGCACUGUGCCCUGUAAUUAUUUAUUUUGCUGGCUCUCAUCACUGGAGGAUGGCUGCCAUACUCUGUGAAAAUUGUUCUGGUUGGUACCACUAUACACAAGUCAACCAACCUCUUGAAAUCAGCUGCAUGUUGCUCCUUAUUAUGCUUGGAAAAGUGUCCCUUGAUCUCUUUGUAUUGCGGGUUAAAAAGAAAAAUGUGAAAGUUAGUUUUAUGGGAUACUUCUGUGUUUCACUAGCAUUUCUUGAUUUCACACUGCUGAUAAAUAUAGCUUUCAUUUUCUAUUUUGAAGACUUUGCACUUUGGGGUGUAAGAUUUACCAAAUACCACAUCUGCCUCUUCACUCAGAUAACUUCUUUUACCUACGGUAUUUUGCAUUACCCAGUGUAUCUUGUGGCUGUUCUGGAUUAUUAUGUGACUAUAGCCCAAACAUCUCAGUCUCCUAAAAGAAGUAAAAGAUUAUUUUAUAUAUUUGUUGUGGUUUUUAUAUGGAUUUCAGGGUUUUCUUGUAUUCUGAAAGUUCCUGCUAUCUAUGAAGAACUGGAAAUUCAGAAACACUUUUCUCCUUAUCAGUGUCCUUCCUACGUCAGUGUGCAGAGCUACUUUGUCUCGUUUACCAUGCUGCUUCUCAUAGGCAUGGCUCUUCUGGCUUGCUGGAAGGAAAUUUUAAUGAUGCUACUCUCUGUCAGGGUAGUUUCCUUUGCCAGUCAGCCUGUUCUGAUGUUCCCAUAUGCAUCUAACAGCAGCAGCACUUGCUGUAGGCGGCAACUUCUGACCAGACUUCUCAUCUGUUUUCUUGGCACUUGGGCACCUUUUGUUCUUCUCCAAAUUAUCAUUUUGUCUCUUGGUGCUCAGAUUCCAGCCUACAUGGAGAUGAAUGUUCCCUGGCUAUACUUCAUCAACAGCUUUCUUAUUGCAGUAGCAUACUGGUGUCGAUGUCAUGAUGUUGAUUUGACAGAGGAGAUGUGGUCUACAGAUCCAUUUGUCAGCUGGAAAUUCUGCUUUACACCAUUUAACAAUGAAAAUACAGAGCCAGCUGAAAAGCCAGGCACAGUAAUUGUAAUCUGUUAAUGAGCUGUUGACUGAAAAGACUGCAAAUAAGUGCUGUAAAACAGAAGUUUAGUGUUUCGUGCUCUGACAUUCCAUGUCCUUCUGGAUAAUACAAAGAAAUACUCUAGAGCUGCAAUCUCUUGGAAAAAAGUUAUUUACCAGUAGUGUAAUGAAAAUCCAUCCAAAAAUAUGUGCAUAUUUCCACACGGGUUUUUGAACUGGCAGGUGCUUGCUGUAUGCUAAAAAGUCUGGAUUUAACAAAAGACCCUACAUAAACAAGUUUUCAGUUGAACUUUGUUUUACAGUAGACUGACACUUGUUUUAAGCAGAAUAAUCUCAGGUUUUAUAGUAUAAAAUGCAAUAAAGUUUUCUAAACUGGAGACCUUAUCAGUUAUGUUCAAGUGUUACUUGCUGUCAAAGGCUCAAACAAGUUCUGUGACUUCUGAAGUGUACUUUCUUGUUAAAGUGUGACUUUUCUCAGUUUGAUUUAAAUUUUCUUGCCUGUUUAAAGAGGGAUAACUUGUUUUAGUUGAAGUACAGCUCCUACAAAAAUAAAUGCAAGCUCUGUUUACAUAUUACAAUAUUUUGGGUAAGAUGCAUAGGUGUUGCAUCUAAAGGAAAGGUGACGUUUCAUUAUGUCUUUGCUACU